AUGUUGAAAAACGUUGAAUUCAUCAAGACCCCCAAGGCAGGGCCUACUCCUCCGGCCACCGACAAGACGGGUGUGUUGACUUCUGCGUCUCCCUCCAUCCACAAUGCCCCAUUGCCAGCAGAUGGACCUGGUUCCAAGCACUUCAGCAACUUGGCCAUGGCUGGUUUCACCGUGCUUAUCCCAUGGUUUGUCACCAGAAAGCUCGGAGGUGGGUUCAAGACCUGGUUGUUCUUCUUCUUGAUCUUUGCCCUUCCCAUCAUGAUGGCCUACUGGACCAUCUUGUCGUCCUACUCUCCCCGUUUGAACGAAAAGGCUAAGUACCCAAACCGCCCCAUUUCUUACUACUUGGAGUACCACACUGAAGAAUUGAAGGCCAAGUACGAAACCUCUAACGGUGGCCAAGGAACCAAGAUCCCAAUUGAGACUUUCCAGGAGUUGUUCUUCGAAGGUAAGGUCAGCUUCAAGGGUGACUGCUUGGAUGUCAUGGAAUACAAGCACGACUGGGCCAACUUCCGUUUCACUCUUUCUUUGUUCAGAUACUUCUUGUUGGGAAUGAUUCCUGAAGUCAUCAUGCACUCUCAAUCCCAAGACGAAGAGCAGGUCAGAGAUCACUACGACAGAGGUGACGAUUUCUACACCUGGUUCUUGGGUCCCCGUAUGAUCUACACUUCUGGUGUUAUUAGUGAUGUUACCAAGGAAGAAUCCUUGGAAGAAAUGCAAGACAACAAGUUAAAGAUCGUUGCUGACAAGAUUGACCUCCAAAAGGGUGAACACGUUUUGGACUUGGGUUGUGGCUGGGGUACCUGGGCCACCUACGCCUCUUCCCAAUAUGGUGCUCGUGUUACUGGUAUCACUUUAGGUAAGAACCAAACCAAGUGGGGUACCCAAUUGUUGAGAGACUACGGAGUUGAAGCCGACCAGUCCAAGAUUGUCUGUGUUGAUUACCGUGAUGCUCCUAAGUCUGACAAGCCAAAUGGAUUGUACGACAAGAUCACCUGUUUGGAAAUGGCUGAGCACGUCGGUAUCAGAAGAUUCACCACUUUCUUGGAUCAAGUUCACAACUCUUUGGAAGACGAUGGUUUGUUCUUUUUGCAAUACGCUGGUUUAAGAAAGAACUGGCAAUACGAGGAUUUGAACUGGGGUUUAUUCAUGAACAAGUACAUUUUCCCAGGUGCCGAUGCCUCCACCCCAUUGAGUUUCGUUGCUUCCUGUUUGGAAUCCGUUGGUUUUGAAAUUGUUUCUGUUGACAACAUUGGUGUCCACUACUCUGGUACUCUUUGGAGAUGGUACAGAAACUGGAUUGGUAACAAGGACAAGGUUGUCAACAAGUACGGUGUCAGAUGGUACAGAAUCUGGGAGUUCUUCUUGGCUUCCUCCACCAUUGCCUCCAGAAACGGUACUGCCACCUGUUACCAGUUUGUGUUGAGAAAGAACAUCAACUCAUACCGUAGAGUCGAGUACAUUCCUACUCAAAAGGGUUUGUUGGCUCCAUUGAAGGAGGGUACUGCCUGGGCCAAGGCCUAA
Messenger RNA from Suhomyces tanzawaensis NRRL Y-17324, 1524 nucleotides. It is a transcript of the gene MTS1, whose product is annotated as Mts1p. The record is from RefSeq and is a predicted model, not a curated record. The transcript has a single exon. Bases 1 to 1524 code for a protein of 507 amino acids. Gene Ontology annotation, biological process: cellular response to biotic stimulus. Lineage: Eukaryota; Fungi; Ascomycota; Pichiomycetes; Serinales; Debaryomycetaceae.